AUGGUAAGUAGUGGUUUGGUACUUGGCCAUUUAGUUUCUGAGCAUGGUAUAGAGGUCGACAGAGCCAAGGUGGAGUUGAUUUCCCAGUUACCUAUCCCUAAGAUAGUGAGAGAUAUCCGUUCUUUCCUUGGCCAUGUCAUCUUCUAUAGGCGUUUCAUUCAGAAUUUCAGUAGUAUUGCUAAACCAUUGUGUUCUUUAUUGCAAAAUGAGACUGAAUUUUUAUGGACUGAUGCAUAUGAACAGACUUUUGAGACACUGAAGAAACAUUUGACUAUAGCACCCAUUAUACAACCCCCUCGGUGGGAUAUGUCGUUUGAGAUUAUGGCUGAUGCUAGUGAUUUCGCUCUUGGUGCCAUUCUUAGUCAAAGAGUCGAUAACAAGCCUUCUAUCAUCUAUUAUGCAAAUCAUACUUUGAAUGAUGCUCAAAAAAAUUGUACCACCACUAAGAAGGAAUUGUUGGCUGUUGUGUUUGCCUUUGAAAAAUUCUACUCUUAUCUACCUGAUAUGUUUGUAUCUCUUUCUCCCUUAAAUGAUGAUUUUAUUGAUGAGCGUCUUUUUUGCAGUGUCACGCGCUCCUUGCCUCCCUCCAUUGGCAGGAUCCCAGCAUUGCCUGGUCUCAGGUUUCCGGCAAGUUCUCUCUACGGCUUCCGGAAUUCGGACUGGGGAAGAGCUAGCUUGCUCUACAUUGCCUUGAGAUCAAUGGCAUCCAUGGGUGACGGGAUCUGCACUUCAGCCAAAUGCAAGGAAACCGAUCGGGAAGAACUCGAAACCGUCCGACAAAAUCCUGAAAAAGAUGAUCAUGGAAACAAGGCCUGCGCUGAAAUGAAGAGGUCAAGGAAGAAAGUGUUGAUGGAAUUCCGAUGCAGGAUGGAAGAUGCCAUUCUGGGGAACUAUCUUUUGGGGAAGCCUGCAAGGAACUGUUUGGGGAAGGAACAAACGAAGGCCAGAGAUGCCCUGAAGGACAUUUCUCUGUGGGGUGUUCCAUUGCUGCCAAGUAAAGGUCACGAAGGCACCGACAUCGUCCUGCUCAAGUUUUUAAAAGCCAAGGACUAUAAGGUCCCCGAGGCUUUCGAAAUGCUCCAGAAGACUCUGAUAUGGCGGAGGGAAUUCAAGACGGAAGGAAUUCUUGACGAGGACUUGGGUUUCGACCUCAAAAAUGUGGUGUACCUAAACAACACAGACAAAGAGGGCCAUCCCUUGUGUUACAACAUUUAUGGAGCUUUCAGGGACAGGGACGUAUACAAGAGAGCAUUUGGAUCAGAGAAGAGGUGUGAGAAAUUCCUUAGGUGGAGAGUCCAAUCUAUGGAGAAAGGCGUUGGGAAGCUCAGUUUCAAGGCUGGUGGGGUGAAUUCAAUGGUGCAGAUCACAGAUUUGAAGAACUCCCCAGGGCCAGGAAUGAAGGAGAUAAGUGCAGUUCGCAGAAGAAUCUUGUUGCUGCUUCAAGACAAUUAUCCUGAGCUCAUUUACAAAAAUAUAAUCAUAAAUGUUCCCUUUUGGUACUACACGUUCCAUGCGCUACUUUCUCGCUUCAUCUCUCAAAGAACAAAAAGCAAGUUCAUCCUUGCCCGACCAUCGAAAGUCACAAAGACUCUUCUCAAGUUUAUAGAACCCGAAAACAUACCAGUUCAAUACGGCGGUCUCCAACGGGAGGACGAUGAAGAAUUUUCGCCUGCAGACAAGGUCUCGGAGCUAACUAUUAAGGCGUGUUCAGUUGAAAUCAUUGAAAUUCCUGUAGCAGAGACCGGGGUGACUCUGGUCUGGGACGUGGCGGUGGUGAACCAGGAAGUGUGCUACAAGGAUGAGUUUAUCCCAGAUGACGAGGGCUCAUAUACGAUUUUGCUUCAGAAGAAGAAAAAAUUGAGUGAGAGCUUUAGGAAUUCAUUUUACAUUGGUGAACCAGGGAAGAUAGUGAUAACCAUUGAGAAUGGGACAUUUAAGAAGAAAAGGGUUUUCUUUAGAUCCAAGAGCAAGCCCACUGUUCCCAUGUAUGUCUUCUUUAAGUGA
Molecule: messenger RNA, 2004 nt
Organism: Malania oleifera
Lineage: Eukaryota; Viridiplantae; Streptophyta; Magnoliopsida; Santalales; Ximeniaceae
Product: patellin-6-like
Exons: 6
Coding region: 1-2004 (667 amino acids)
Molecular function (GO): lipid binding
Source: RefSeq, a predicted model, not a curated record